AUGAUGAGGCUGAGAGUGCGGAAGGCUUCUCAGCAGCCCAAAUCCAAACCUGGUCCCAAACCCAGCCCCGGCCGUCCAGCCUCAGACCCCCGCCCAGCCCAGGCCAAGAGGAAACACUGCGAGGUGGAGCCUCCGGCCAGGAGAGGCCUCAGGAUGCAAAAGAAUGAGACCGGCCUGUUCUCCACCAUCAAGAAGUUCAUCAGGGGAAAUGCUGUCAAGGUGGGUGAACCAUCUUCAUAUAGGAAGACAAGUUGAACUAAUUAACAACAAUAGCAAUGCAGCAAAUGUGAAUCAGCUUUCAGAUAGUUCACCGAAAGUUGUUUUUGUUAGGAUCUUCGUUGCAUGGCGUCUUGUCCACAGAAGGCCGGUGUGGGAGCAUGAAAAAAAAAGUGUUACUUUUUAACCCCCUUUUCAUGAUAUCCAAUUGGUAGUUAGUCUUGUCCCAUCGCUGCAACUCCCGUACGGACUCAGGAGAGGCAAAGGUCAAGAGCCAUGCGUCCUCUGAAACACGACACUGCCAAGCCGCACUGCUUCUUGACACACUGCUCGCUUAACACGGAAGCCAGCCGCACCAAUGGGUUGGAGGAAACACCGUCAAGCUGGUGACCGUGUCAGCGUGCAUGCGCCCGGCCCGCCACAGGAGUCGCUAGAGCGCGAUGGGACAAGGACAUCCCGGCCAGCCAGACCCUCUCCUAACCCGAACGACGCUGGGCCAAUUGUGCGUCGCCUCAUGGGUCUCCCGGUCGCGGCCAGCUGCGACACAGCCCAGGAUCAAACCCGGAUCUGUAGUGACGUCUCAACCACUGCAGUGACUUAGACCACUCGGGAGGCCCACGGGAGCAUGUUUUUGUCCUAACCAAGCAGUAACACUGAUUCAACUAAUCAUGUCUUUUAUUGAAGUAUUGAUUAGGUGAAUCAUGUGUGUACUAGUCCACAUUGAUCUCUGUGGAUGUGAUUGGACACUCCUCAGUUAUGAGUCUUACUUCCGUGAUGAAUAGUAAUGAUACGUUGAUUUUUAACUUUAGGGGAGAAAUUAUAAUUUAAGUUUACAUAAAAUAUGUCAGAUUGUAGAUUUUCAACAUUAGGAAAUUCAUGUAUAUUUUAUUAUGUAAGUGGUGGGCUUAUUUGGAACACCCCCAUGGGUUUAAAGGGUACAUUCGGUACCCAUUAAGACCACUACAGACUUUUCACAUACUUUAACAUUUAUAAAACAUUUUAAAUCAUAAAAUGUCACAUGAGAUGAAUCUCUACUCUUCUUCCUCCCUCCCAGGUAGAGCAGGACAUCCCAGCUAAGAGACGUCGUAUUGAUUGUAAAGUGGACAGCAGCAACCUGAUCACGUCUUCUCCUCACCCUCCCAUCAAAGCACCCAGGGUCUGCGGGGGAGGAGCUAACAAACCUGGUGAGUUAGAGUCAAGACACUCCACAGGGUCAUCUGGAACCUACAGUACCAGUCAAAAGUUUGGACACACCUACUCAUUCAAGGGUUUUUCUUUAUUUUUCAAAUAUUUUCUACAUUGUAGAAUAAUAGUGAAGACAUCAAAACUAUGAAAUAACACAUGUGGAAUCAUGUAGUAACCAAAAAAGUGUUAAAUAAAAAAUAUUUUAUAUUUGAGAUUCUUCAAAUAGCCACCCAUUGCCUUGAUGACAGCUUUGAACACUCUUGGCAUUCUCUCAACCAGCUUCACCUGGAAUGCAUUUCCAACAGUCUUGAAGGAGUUCCCACAUAUGCUGAGCACUUGUUGGCUGCUUUUCCUUCACUCUGCGGUCCGACUCAUCCCAAACCUUCUCAAUUUGGUUGAAGUUGGGGGAUUGUGGAGGCCAGGUUAUCUGAUGCAGCACUCCAUCACUCUCCCUGGUAAAAUAGCCCUUACACUGUCUGUAGGUGUGUUGGAUCAUUGUCCUGUUGAAAAACAAAUGAUAGUCCCACUAAGCCCAAACCAGAUGGGAUGGCGUAUCGCUGCAGAAUGCUGUGGUAGCUAUGCUGGUUAAGUGUGCCUUGAAUUAUAAAUAAAUCACAGACUGUGUCACCAGCAAAACACCAUAACACCUCCUCCUCCAUGCUUUACGGUCGGAAAUACACAGGCGGUGAUCAUCCGUUCACCCACACCGCGCCUCACAAAGACACAGCGGUUGGAACCAAUAAUCUCCAAUUUGGACUACAGACCAAAGGACACAUUUCCACCGGUCUAAUGUCCAUUGCUCGUGUUUCUUGGCCCAAGCAAGUCUCUUCUUAUUAUUGGUGUCCUUUAGUAGUGGUUUCUUUGCAGCAAUUCGACCAUGAAGGCCUGAUUCACAGUCCCCUCUGAACAGUUGAUGUUAAGAUGUGUCUCUUACUUGAACUCUGUGAAGCAUUUAUUUGGGCUGCAAUUUCUGAGGCUGGUAACUGUAAUGAACUUAUCCUUUGCAGCAGAGGUAACUCUGGGUCUUCCAUUCCUGGGGCGGUCCUCAUGAGAGUCAGUUUCAUCAUAGCGCUUGAUGGUUUUUGCGACUGCACUUGAAGAAACUUUCAAAGUUUCUCUUAGCUUAUUUGAUCUGUUCUUGCCAUAAUAUGGACUUGGUCUUUUACCAAAUAGGGCUAUCUUCUGUAUACCCUCCUUACCUUGUCACAACACAACUGAUUGGCUCAAACGCAUUAAGAAGGAAAUAAAUUCCAUAAAUUAACUUUUAAGAAGGCACACCUGUUAAUUGAAAUGCAUUCCAGGUGACUACCUCAUGAAGCUGGUUGAGAGAAUGCCAAGAGUGUUCAAAGCUGUCAUCAAGGCAAAGGGUGGCUACUUGAAGAAUCUCAAAUAUAAAAUAUAUUUUGAUUUGUUUAACACUUUUGGUUACUACAUGAUUCCAUAUGUGUUAUUUCAUAGUUUUGAUGUCUUCACUAUUAUUCUACAAUGUAAAAAAUAAAGAAAGAAAAACCCUUGAAUGAGUAGGUGUGUCCAAACUUUUGACUGGUACUGUACAUUAUAAUAAUGUUAGUGUGGAGACGAAGGGCUCCAUUCAUAGUUCUGCUGUAUGACGUCACACUGUAGCCACACCCUCUUUGUGCACAUCUGCUUAUUGGAAACUUUGCAACAAGUCAAUUAUCAAUAUCGAAUUAAGAAAUCUGAAUGUCUUGUUUUACAAUAGAUGUCUCUAGUGCUCAUUUCAAAUGAUAACAAUCGUGUCCGUGUAAGUAGUGAAGUUCAGUGAACUACAACAACAACAACAACAACAACAACAACAACAGCUGAAUAACUCCUUUCUCUCAGAUCCAAUGACGUUGAACAGUAAGCCCCUGAAGCCCAACGGUAAGCUGGAGGUCCCAGUGGAGGUCCCCAGUAGCCCACCUCGCACCACUCUCCUGGGGACCAUCUUCUCUCCCGUCUUCAACUUCUUCUCGCCUGCUACCAAGACCGGUAACAGAAUCUGCCUCUUGUGUUUUUUUUAAAUCAUAGUUAAAAGACAAUCUUAAAGAAAAUCGGUUAUUUAACCUUAUUCUCCGUGGUUGAAUCUCAAAUGUGUUUUCCUUGAUUUUGUCACGUCCUCUUCUCGCCUCACUCUCAAGACGUCAGAGGGAAGCGAGGAGAGCAUUGGACAGAAGAUCUUCUCUUCCCUCUGACAUUUUGAGAAGGAGAGAAGAGAACGCCACACAUUUUUUACAUUUUUAGUCAUUUUAGCAGAACGCUCUUAUCCAGAGCGACUUACAGUUAGUGAGUGCAUACAUAUUUCAUACUGCCCCCCCCCCCCCCGUGGGAAUCGAACCCACAACCCUGGCGUUGCAAGCGCCAGGCUCUACCAACUGAGCAACAGGGGGGGACGAAUGGAGGGUACAAACCUUGGAGAUUCACCCAUGGCAAAAUAAUAUUCAAGGAGGAUUACUUUUGAGAUUCACUGAGUUUCUCUCCUGUGUUCCCUUCGGUGUCUAGCUGCUCCUGAUUCUGGGUCCCCUGGGCAGGAGGAGGAGACCCCCACCUGUAACCCCACAUCUGCAGAGGGCAUCGUACUGUCCCCUGUUGCCCCAGUAGCACUACCGUCGCCACAGGCUCCUCUGGCCAUCCCAGAACCGCCGGUCCAAGAAGGGGAGAUGGUUACGGAAACUGAUAUGCCCCCUCUAACAGGUAACCGUGACGAUAUGCCCCCUCUUAACAGGUAACCGUGACGAUAUGCCCCCCUCUUAACAGGUAAACGUGAUGUUGGUUGAUCUUAGGUUAUGCUAUACGGGUGUGGGUCAAUUUAGAACUGUGUGAGACUUGAAGAUCCUGUGAUUUUUUUUAUUUUUUUUACGUGAUAUGGAAUAUUCUGUGAAAAGAUGAUAUCCUAAAUGUCUGAAUGUGCCGUUGUCCCCCAAUUAGCUCCGGGGUGCACCUCAGUCAGCUGUUACCCCCACGCCCCUCACACGGCCCCCGCAGAGGGCAGCUACGAGGAAGACUGGGAAGUUUUUGAUCCGUGAGUACUGCUUUAGUUUAUUUAUCGAACUCACCAACCAAACACAGUUUAAGUGCCUCUCUUUUAAAUAACAGGCAGUAGAAAGAGGUCUGCAUUUUGGGGAUUUUUAAGUUAAAAAGGGAAUGUUUUUUUAUUCCAUUUUAAACAGAAGCCCCAUCUGUCUUGUCACACCAUCUAACCUACUUAGUAAUAGUGUGCAAAGAUCAACUACUUGGACCUCCUAAGAUAUCUGUGCCUGCUCUGUUUUCAGGUACUUCUUCAUCAAGCACGUGCCUCCGCUGACUGAGGAGCAGAUAGCCCGCAAACCAGCACUGCCUCUUAAAACGCGCAGCACACCAGAGUUCUCCCUGGUCCUAGAUCUGGUGAGCUUGCAGCCCCGACUGUUUCUCUGUUGUUUUGGGGUUGCCUGUAGUCGUCUUGAAUGUCCAGACCCAAGAUGCAUUCUGAGUCUGAGAUCUACAGAAUGUUCUGAAAUCUGUUAACUUAUUUGUUCUAAACACUCUCAUCCAGAUCAGUGCAUUCCAACUAAAUUGGGUAAAACAACCAAUAAUCAGAAACUGUUUUGUGUAUUCAUCAGGACGAGACGUUGGUUCACUGUAGUCUGAAUGAGCUGGACGACGCAGCCCUGACCUUCCCUGUGUUGUUCCAAGACGUCAUAUACCAGGUGGGUACUAGAGGCUGUGACGGCACAGAAAUCCUAAGGUUUUUUUAAAUGAUUGUCAAGGGCUCUUUCUCAAUAAGUAUUUCCUUGUGUCCUCUCUUUCUUCUCAAACCUCAUUGGAAGAGAAUAUCCAGUCUUUUCCCCAUGGAUUUCUUCUUCUGUGCGUUUUGAGAAGGAGGUGAGGAGAAUGGACAUGAGGACUCGAGGAAAGACAUUUAGAAAAAGCCAUAGGUUUUAUGUGAUUGUCAUGGAAAACGUCUCUUUCAGUGAGGUAUGUUUACAUGCACGGGAAUAAUUCGAUAUUAAACUGAUUAUGACAGUAGGCAGAUAAUGCAACAGUCAUGUAAACCCCUUACUCUGUUUAUCAUAAUCGGCAUAAGGUCAAAAUAGAAGUAAGCAUACGAGGAUUAAAACAUCUGGUUGUCUGAGUAAUCUUUUGAAUGAUUAGGACAUGUAAACACCUUAAUCGGUGUUCCAGCGGUGUAUUUAAUCUGCUCAUGGGCCAGCACCGGGCCAGCACCAGCCCAGCGAGCCUCCCUCUUUAGCGCCAGUGAAGUGAGUUUGGAACAACUGAAUGAAUGCGUCUUAGAAGUAGUUUUCACAUAACUUUUUUUUUUUUUUAUAUGUCCGAACUUGGAAAUCAAAUAUGCUUCCCAAAAAUAACAUGGUCGCUGUGGUAGAACGUUUAUUUUGACUUGCAAUUUUCAGCAUUUAUCAGAGUCCCAUCGGGAUAGCCUGAUUUUUCAGAUGUGUCCAUGUAAACCAGAUUAUUAGGGAAAACCGUUCUUUUUGCAAAGAAUGUAAACGUUUUAACCAAACUAUUAUAUUAAUCUAACUAUCCACAAUAAUCGCAUUAUUGUGUGCAUGUAACUGUACUCUGUGAACAGGGAGUGGUCUUGAUUUGGGAUAUAUUGUCAGUCAUGUUAUUUUUCUCUCUGCAGGUGUAUGUGCGGUUGAGGCCGUUCUUCAGAGAGUUCCUGGAGCGCAUGUCUCAGAUUUACGAGGUGAGGUUCUAAUAUAUAUCUGAUGAAGGUGACGCCACACCAGAUCACAUUUCCAUUUUAGUCAUUUAGCAGACGUUCUUAUCCAGAGCAACUGACAGUUAGUGAGUGAGUGCAUACUUUUUUUGUACUGGUCCCCCCGUGGGAAAUGAACCCACAACCCUGGCGUUGCAAGCAUCAAAUCAAAUUGUAUUGGCCACAUGCGCCGAAUACAACAGGUGCAGACAUUACAGUGAAAUGCUUACUUACAGCCCUUAACCAACAGUGCAUGUAUUUUUUAUAAAAAAAUUAAAAUAAAACAACAACAAAAAAGUGUUGAGAAAAAAAGAGCAGAAGUAAAAUAAAAUAACAGUAGGGAGGCGAUAUAUACAGGGGGGGUACCGGUGCAGAGUCAAUGUGCGGGGGCACCGGCUAGUUGAGGUAAUAUGUACAUGUGGGUAGAGUUAAAGUGACUAUGCAUAGAUAAUAAACACAUGGGACCACAGAUCUCUGUAGACUUCGCUGGGACAGACAAUCGGAAAUCCCAUUUUAGAUAUAAAACUGUUAACCGUUUUCAUUUCCGUUCCACAGAUCAUUCUGUUCACUGCCUCUAAGAAGGUGUACGCGGAUAAGCUGCUGAACAUCCUGGACCCAAAGAAACAGUUGGUCAGGUCGGUGAAAGAACAGCCCAUUUUGCUGUUGAACGAUUACAACCGACCAUUGCUAAGUUGCACCAUGGAUUGCGUCCCAAAUGGCCCCGCACAGGGCUCUGGUCAACAGUAGUGCACUAUGUAGGGAAUGGGGUGCCAUAUGGGACAGAGUGUAUUUCCAACAGCCACUACGCUAGACUAAUCAUCGGUUGUUUUCUCCUCUCCUACAGGCAUCGGUUGUUCCGUGAGCACUGUGUAUGUGUUCAAGGAAACUACAUCAAGGACCUGAACAUUCUUGGAAGGGAUCUUUCAAAGACUAUAAUAAUCGACAAUUCACCUCAAGCCUUCGCCUAUCAGGUAAGCCUUCAUCAAUCAAUCAAAUUGUAUUUAUAAAGCCCUUUUUACAUCAGCAGAUGUCACAAAGUGCUAUACAGAAACCCAGCCUAAAACCCCAAACAGCAAGCAAUGCAGAAGCACGGUGGCUAGGAAAAACUCCCUAGAAAGGCAGGAACCUAGAGAGGAACCAGGCUCUGAGGGGUGGCCAGUCCUCUUCUGGCUGUGCUGGGUGGAGAUUAUAACAGUACAUGGCCAUUAAGGCCCGAUUUUUCUCCAAGAUGUUUAAACGUUAAUAGAUGACCAGCGGGGUCAAAUAAUAAUCACAGUGGUUUGCAGCAUAGCUACUGGAGGCUGAGACGGGGGGGUCGGUGGACACUGUGGCCCCGUCCGACGAUUCCCCCGGACAGGGUCAACCAGGCAGGAUAUAACCCAACCCACUUUGCCAAACGCACAUCCCCCACACCACUAGAGGGAUAUCAACAGACCACCAACUUACUACCCUGAGACAAGGCUGAGUAUAGCCCACAAAGAUCCCGAGUGGGUGUAAAACCGGACAGGAAGAUCACGUCAGUGACUCAACCCACUCAAGUGAUGCACCCCUCCUAGGGACGGCAUGGGAGAGCACUAGUAAGCCAGUGACUCAGCCCCCGUAAUAGGGUCAGAUACAGAGAAUCCCAGUGGAGAGAGGGGAACCGGCCAGGCAGAGACAGCAAGGGCAGUUCGUCACUCCAGUGCCUUGCCGUUUACCUUCGCACCCCUGGGCCAGACUACACUCAAUCAUAGGACUUACUGAAGAGAUUAGUCUUCAGUAAAGACUUAAAGGUCGAGACCGAGUCUGCGUCUCUCACAUGGAUAGGCAGACCAUUCCAUAAAAAUGGAGCUCUAUAGGAGAAGGCCCUGCCUCCAGCUGUUUCUAGUCAAGAUUCUAGCAGCCGUGUUUAGCACUAACUGAAGUUGAUUUAGUGCUUUAUCCGGGUAGCUGGAGAGUAGAGCAUUGCUGUAGUCUAAUCUAGAAGUGACAAAAGCAUGGAUUAGCUUUUCUGCAUCAUUUUUGGACAAAAUGUUUCUGAUUUUUACAAUGUUACGAAGAUGGGGAAAAAAGCAGUCCUUGAAAUAUUCUUGAUAUGUUCGUCAAAAGAGAGAUCAGGGUCCAGAGUAACACCCAGGUCCUUCCGGGUUUUUUUUGAGACGACUGUACAACCCCGUGUAGCUCAGUUGGUAGAGCGUGGCGCUUGCAACGUCAGGGUUGUGGGUUUGUUUCCCACGGGGGGCCUGUAUGAAAAUAUAUGCACUCGCUAACUGUAAGUCGCUCUGGAUAAGAGCGUCUGCUAAAAUGACUAAAAUGUACAACCAUCAAGAUUAAUUGUCAGAUUCAACAGAAGAUCUUUGUUUCUUGGGACCUAGAACUAGAAUCUCUGUUUUGUCCGAGUUUAAAAGUUAAAAAAAUAUUGCCGCCAUCCACUUCCUUAUGUCUGAAACACAGGCUUCCAGGGUCGGCCAUUUUGGGGCCUCACCAUGUUUCAUCGAAAUGUACAGCUACUUACUAUAUCCCACAGGAAUCCCAUACUAAAAAUAUAUACAGGAAGUCGUUGGAUAAAAGUGUCUGUAAAGUCUCAUAAUUAUAUAGUAUGAUAUCGCAAUUCAAAACGUCUUUGUUCUCAAUCGUAGCUUUCCAAUGGGAUUCCCAUCGAGAGCUGGUUCAUGGACAGGAAUGAUAAUGAGCUCCUCAAGCUGGUUCCUUUCCUGGAGAAGCUGGUGGAGAUGGUAUGUUCUCAUUCUGAAAAGAACCUUGCCUUUGGGUGUCCAACUCACUCUAAAACAUUUGCCCUUGUACCUGUAAGAUAUGUCUCUAUAGCGCCUGUAG
Molecule: messenger RNA, 8911 nt
Organism: Coregonus sp. 'balchen'
Lineage: Eukaryota; Metazoa; Chordata; Actinopteri; Salmoniformes; Salmonidae
Source: the annotation of a GenBank genome assembly